Messenger RNA from Pezoporus occidentalis (night parrot), 455 nucleotides. RefSeq names its product Golgi-associated RAB2 interactor protein 5A-like. Bases 9 to 455 code for a protein of 148 amino acids. The record is from RefSeq and is a predicted model, not a curated record. NCBI's taxonomy places the organism in Eukaryota, Metazoa, Chordata, Aves, Psittaciformes, Psittacidae. Gene Ontology annotation, cellular component: nucleus. The transcript has 3 exons.
CGCCCGCCAUGGGCCGGCUGCGGCGCUGCCUGGCCCGAGGGGAGCUGGGGCCGCUGAGGGAGCUGCGGCUGCUGGAGGGGGAGUUCCUGCAGGUGACCCGCACCGGGGACCCCGCCGGGCCCCUCACCGUGGCCAUCGCCGCCUCCUGCCCUCAGCUCCCUGCCCCCGACCUCCUGCUCCUGGCCCGGCCGCUGCCUCCCUCCCCGCAGGACCCCGAGGAGCUGCAGCUCUUGGGGCUCUUCCCGCUCGCCGCCGUCCGCCUCUCGCUCUGGAGCCGCCGUCGGCACCGGCUCCGGGUGCUCCUGGCCUCGGGGCGCUGCUUCCUCGUGCAGCUCCUGGCCCCGCCCCCUCGGAGUCCCCGCCUCCUCUUCAGCCGCUGGCUCCGCCUCCUCUUCCUCCUCCACGCCCCUAAUAAAGGGGGCGGGGCAGAUGGGGACACCCCCAUCGCGCGCUGA